Messenger RNA from Saccostrea cuccullata (small rock oyster), 1232 nucleotides. RefSeq names its product galactoside alpha-(1,2)-fucosyltransferase 2-like. Gene Ontology annotation, biological process: carbohydrate metabolic process. The transcript has 2 exons. The record is from RefSeq and is a predicted model, not a curated record. Gene Ontology annotation, molecular function: galactoside 2-alpha-L-fucosyltransferase activity. Bases 119 to 1189 code for a protein of 356 amino acids. NCBI's taxonomy places the organism in Eukaryota, Metazoa, Mollusca, Bivalvia, Ostreida, Ostreidae. Gene Ontology annotation, cellular component: membrane.
ACCUCAUUACUUUAGCCUGUCAAGAUAAAUGUGUCUGAGGCAUGGACCGGGACCAUGAUAGUCCAAAUCUCUGAUAUCUGUAGAACAUUUAGGCGGAUGAAGUUCUGAAAUUGCAUCCAUGCAUAAUAUAUAUCGGACAAGAAAACUGAAAGGUUUUCUUGUUUUUGUUCUGAUCCUGGUUUGUCUGGUGUAUCUAUUACGUCACAGAGUAAGAGUUAAAUAUACAGAUAAUAAUCUACCGUCCCGUAUAAUCAUUUCCUUUGAUGAUGCCACAUUAUCCAAAGAAAGUGAAAGUGAAAGAAGUAUACAGGAUCAAUAUUUAUCUGCUAGUACAGGAAGACAUCCGCCCUAUUUGUGUGGGUAUAAUGUUGGACGAAUAGGAAACAGACUUUUUCAAUUUGCAUCUUUGUAUGGCAUUGCAAUAUUGAAAGGUCUGAAGUAUGUCAUCCAUCCCAAUGACGUCAUAAAUCAGAUAUUUCUUAUUCACAAUGACUCUAACCUUUUAAUAACAGACAAUAUGGAGUCUAUUUGUAAUGUUACUAUAUAUAGAAGGGAACGUUUAUGUUGUGGCUUUGACAGCAAAAUUUUGAAUUUCAAUCCGAAACCAGGGGAAACUUAUAGAAUUAUAACGUAUCUACAGUCAUGGAAAUACUUUGAAAACGCUAAAGAAAGUAUUAAAAGGCAGUUCAGUUUCAAACCAAAAAUUAUAUCCUCUGUGAAAAAUGUGACUGCUGAUAUUCUCCGACGCUUUAACGUCACUUCCCGUAAUGACGUAGUGCUUGUGGGUCUCCAUGUACGACGAGGUGAUAUGACUAUGAAGAACACAUACGGCCAUGAGGUUGCCACUCCGGAAUAUUUAUAUAAAGCAGUUGACCAUUUCAACAAUUUUCUGAAUGUAAUUUAUGUCGUCUGCUCCACCGAUCUCACAUGGAUUAAGGCAAAUAUGCCAAGAAAUGCAGCAAAAGUUUACUUCAAUACCCCAAACGCAUAUCCAGAAAAUGAUCUUGCUCUGAUAGCCUCUUGUGAUCAUGUGAUCACAACUGUUGGGACUUUUGGAUGGUGGGGAGCAUGGUUGUCAGGGGGUCACGUGACGUUUUAUAAAUGGCCGGCCAGAGACGGGACAGUUCUGAGGAAAGGAUUCAGUGAAGACUUUAUGGAUUACUUUUACCCCAGAUGGGUUGGAUACUAAUAAUGUCACAACAUCUACAGAUAACAACCACUCCCACCCCCCA